ACCUGCAAAAUUGCAAUGGGUACAUAACCCGUGGCUGACGUUUAAUUUUAUUUAUUUAUGAUAUGAAAUAAAAAUUGUACAUUUGUAUAGUGUUUUAAGAAUAAUAUCCGUGUUUAUUUUUAUCGACUUUUAAUAAUUAUAUAGUUCAUGAAUAAGAAAUAAUGUCCUUCGAGUACUUGCCCGUGGCUGAAGACGAAAACGAAGAACCCAUAGAAUUGCCUAUCGAAGAAGAUGGAACAUUAAUGCUAACUACUGUGUCAGCACAGUUCCCUGGCUGCUGUGGUCUGAAGUAUCGACACCCAGAAACGAAAAACAUCAGAGGGAUAAGGUUAAGAGAUGGCAGAUUGUAUCCUCCCCCUGAAGGAUGGGGCAACCAAUUAUACAUUUGUAGCUUCCCUAAAGAAAAUAAAAGAAAAUCUGGUGAAAACUCCGAAACCUCUUUAAACAAGAAUAAGAGGAAUGAUAAUUUGUGUUCUGAUUUGAUUGUCCUUGGCCUACCUUGGAAAGCGACUGAGCAAACUGUACGUGAGUAUUUUGAAAAAUUUGGAGAAGUUUUAAUGGCUCAACUGAAAAGAGAUCCUAAAACUGGAAUGUCUAAGGGUUUUGCUUUCAUACGAUUUGCCUCCUACACUUCCCAAAUGAGAGUUUUAGCGCAGAGGCACAUGAUAGAUGGUCGGUGGUGUGAUGUUCGGAUACCAAAUUCUAAAGAAGGCUCAGUUGCAUCAAUGCCCUGUAAAGUGUUUGUGGGACGCUGUACAGAAGAACUGACUGCUAAUGACUUGAGAGAAUACUUUUCACAGUUUGGUGAAGUAACUGAUGUAUUUAUUCCAAAGCCAUUCAGAGCUUUUAGUUUUAUAACAUUUUUGGAUCCAGAAGUAGCGCAAAGCUUGUGUGGGCAAGAUCAUAUAAUUAAAGGUGUAUCUGUAAAUGUUUCUAAUGCAUCACCCAAACAAAACAAGAGUGGUGCUAACCAAAGGAAUUUACCAAGUAGAAAUUAUGAAGAGGGGCACCCGCACAGCGUGUCAAACAACAAUUCUUGGAGCAGCCGUAAUAUGGAUAUGGUAAAUAUGCAAGCUCUUGGUAUGUCAGGUCAACAUGGACAGACAGCCGUGGCAGGUGGAGGUGGGCAGGCUCAAGGGGGCAGCAUGCCGAUAGGGAUGGGUGGGUUGCCCGUGAACCAAGCUCUGGUUGCAGCAGCUCUAAACCAGGCAGGCUGGGGCCUCAUUAACAACAUACCGUCAGGUGGCUCCGAGCAAGGUGCCUUCGCUGGUCCCGCUUCAUCUGCUCCUCCCGGUCCACCAAACUUCCUCUCCUGGAUGCAACAAGGUACUUCAGCACAAGGACCUUCUAGUCAAUGGGGACAAAGACACCAGUCCCAAGGCCACUCCGUUUGAUCCAAUAUCUGAUUCAACAAGCUCAUGAUAAUCACUGUGAUUGUAGCAACAAUUAGAUAAAAUGUCAUUUGUUUUUAAAUACUUACUACAAAUGGGUUGUUCUGUUGGUGAAGAGUGGUACCUUGCGUGCUACUGAUGUUAUUUAUUUAUUAUGGAUUUGCUUGUGUUUUGUUGAUUUUCUUAAACCUAUAAAAUAUAAUACCUAAAUAAGGUUGGUGUAGUAAUACCCCACCCUUACUUUGAGUGGUAGAUAAAUUGUGUAUGUUUAUUAAUUAAUAUUUAAUAUAAAUGUUGGUGUGCUUUUAUAAUUUAUCAUAUUCAUUAUUACUUGAUGGCCUCUUUCACUUUGAUUAUAAUUUUUUGCUUAUCAUGAUCAUUGCUGUUAGCCAGAUUUAUUUUUCUUCAAAAUAUGCAAUGACUAAUUCAUAAAAGAUAAAUCAUUGAAUUUAUUAGGUUUGUAUGGAAACAAAAACUUCAAAAAUGAAAAAAUGCUUAGUUAAAAAAAAUAGUUGCCACAAUUCAAAUACUUUUAAUAAAUAACUACCUACUUUUACUUGAAAGCAAGCAACAAUGUGCUUGGAGUUGUACCAUACAAUACAUAAAAAAUUUGUUUGCUUGUUGAAAGAUUUCAACUUCAAAUAAUGUAAAAAGGGGCUAUUUCUAGGUGUAUAAUGUGCCUACCACACAUAAUAAUUUAUUUGUUUUUAAUGAGUAUCAGGUUUUUUUUCUCACAAAUUGUGUAAUUUAAAUUAUAUUUUAAUUUCACCAAUUAUAUUCAAUGAAGAAUACAGGGUGGGCCAAAAACUUUUGCAAAUAGCAACGCUUGAUUUCUCGAUAACGGUCCGAGGUUGGGAACUUGGGACGCGUGGCGUGGGUGAUGUUAAACUGUGCAUAAUUUCAUGAAUUUUUAGUCACUAUUAUAUGGAGCGUUUCACGGGACAACAGUGCUUUUUGUGUAUUUUUUUUACCAAUGUAAUGAUUCCUGUGGAACUGUUUAGAACUGGCAGAAUACGCCGUGUGUUCAAUUGUUAAUUAAUCAGAGCUUGGGUUGAGAAGUUCGAGCAAACGGGAUCGAUAACCAACAUUAAAAAAACAUUUUGGAUACGGUAUAAUCUGUUUACUUAGGAUGACAAAAAAUUCAUGAAAUUGCAGUUUCCCUCCACCCACGCGUCCCUACCUCGAACCGUUUUCGAAAAAUCAAGUGCAUUGCUAUUUGCAAAAAAUUUUGGCCCACCCUGCACUUUCUUCUAACCUGCUAGUACUAUUCACAUUAAUUGGAUUGACAAGGUAGGGUCCUGUAAUGGCUUAGAGUUAACAGAAAAAAUAAGUAAUGGCAUUUUUAUCAGUCGAAAGAUUUAUCAUUAGUUUAUUUUUUGCCCGAUUGCGACGCGAAUUAUAAAUUGGCAUUAAUUUUUAUUAUAGAGAGUGUCCCAAAAUGGGUGACCCAAAUUGCUAUGGGAUGGGAUUACGUUUUAUUUAUUUUCUUAAGUUUAAGCUUAUAAUUAAUCCGUUUUGAGUUUAUUUGCACCCAUUUUAUGUUUAUUUUCAUACUAAUAAUAAUUGAAAGUGAUUGUUUUGUUUCACUGUAAUAAAACUUUUAAAAAUAAUGACUAGACUGGGAGUUCAGAGCACUUUAUUAUUUUUUCUGUUCUAUUAUACAGUGUGAGUCACGUUAAAGUGUACAUAUGAAAAUAGAUGAAACUAGACCUAUUUUUAUCGACAAUUUCGCGCCCGGAGAGGCUUAGUUCAAACGGUCAUAGCAAAUGUUGUGAUAGGGAUAGAGACAUGCGAUUUUUGGUUUUACAAAGAUAAUACGAUAGAGAAUAAUACAAAGUAAUAAAAACCACCUGUUAUAGGGGCAUUUUUUGGAGAAAUUUAUCAAAUAACCAAAAAAACACGAAUUUAAAAGCAGAUUUUUUUCAAAAAGUAUCAUUUUUUAUUAUUUGUUGGCAUUUUUUGUGUAUUUUAUGAAUUUUUUUAGUAUUGCCUAUUAUUUAGCAUUAUUACUGUUUUUAUUUUAUCAGGAUAUACCGCUUAGUUUAAAAGUUAUUACGUUUUCUUUAAGUAAUUGGAAGAAAAAAAAUCUAUAAAAAAUUUAAAAAAAUAUCAAAAAAAUUUUGACGUCUUUUUGUCGAUAAAAAUAGGUCUAGUUUCAUCUAUUUUCAUAUGUACACUUUAACGUGACUCACACUGUAUUACGGGUAGAGAUGUGCCGCUGAGAAAGUUCUCGUUCCCGGCAAUAUUCCCAGUGAGAAUAUUCUCGAGAACCGAGAACGCUCCCGGGAAUAUUCUCAGUGUUCUCGACAGAACACAUUUAGUUUUAUUUUUAAUUUGUUGUUUAUAUGUGAUAUUAUUUGUAAUGUUUCGAUGUUUUAUUAACUGGGCGUUAAGACUAGUCGUUAUAAACAAGGCAUGAAACGAGUGAGUGAGAUAUUGCUGUCUUGCUCACUCUUUUCGUGGCGAACGCGUACCGUGGCUUUAGGACUCGGCUACGGUAUUUGAACAUCAGUGUGCCUCUGAGUUUUAAGGCCCUUGCCACCCUGGCGGAUUGCAAGCGGAUUCAAAGUGGAUUUAAAGCGGAGUGGCGACGCGACGGAGAAACCGCGUGAAAAUAUCGUAAAGCUCUCCAAAGGCUGCCCACCCGAGCUGGAUUCGAUGAUUGACCUUUUUAUCGAAGUUGGACCUACCUAACUGACUGUUUGUCCCAGGUAUACAUUAUUGUUAACAACCUCGAGUGUAGAGUCUCAAACAUUUAGAGGAGUGGGUGCAACACGGUCUUUAGACAUGAUUUUUAAAUCUUGUCUAUGUUCAUUUUGAGACCCACUUGUUGAGAGACUAUUGAGGCCAUCGAGCAUUGUGCCUAGAUCUUCCACGAUCUCAGCCAUGACUACGAUAUCGUCUGCUGUCUGGGUGAUGUACUCGCCGUUGAUAUUUAUGCUGAAUCUGCUCCAGCCCAGAAGCUUGAAAACAUCUUCCAGGGCGGUGGUGAUGACGUCUCCCUGUCUCACCCCUCGCUGCAACUGGAUAGGUUUCGGGUCCUGAUCUUAAAACGGACUGUCACUGUGGCGUGUUUGUACAAGCCUUUCAACACUUUAAUGUAUCAAUAGUCAAUUUGGCACAGUUGAAGAGACUGAAGCACUGCCCAUGUUUCAAACGAAUCGAAGGCUUUCUCAUAGUUCACAAACGCAAAGUGGCUGAUUAUACUCCUUGAUCUUCCGUAUAAUCUGCCGUUGCGUAUAUUAUUAUGGUAUAUGGUACUAAAGCCUUUUCGGAAACCGGCUUGUUCGGGGGGCUGAAAGUCGUCGAGCCUGCUAGCGUGACGUGAAUCGAACAGCUUGUAGACAUGGUUCAGAAGCGAAAUGGGUCUAUAAUUCUUCAACAAGAUUUUGUCACCUUUUUUGAAGAGGAGUAUUACCAUUCUUCUAAGGGCAGAAACUGCGUUAAGCGGGCCCCGACGCGGUUUCAUACAAAGUGCUCCGUCGCGGGCACCCACGCGGGGGACUUUCGUAUGAAACCGCGCCGGGGCCCGCUUAACGCAGUUUCGGGCUUAAGUGUCGGAUCAAUCUAGCUAGCACGUAUUUUCUCUAAAAAUGUGUCAAAUGAUCCGUCAGACAGGCUAUCCACAACUUAUCCAGAAGUGGCGAAACAGGCCCUUACUAAGCGAUUGUGAAAUAUGCCCUUAAUGUCAAAUAAGAAUAGUUUAAAAAACUAAAAACACGCUUUUAAUUACUAACAGCACUAAAAAGCUAAAAAUCAUCAGGACCCUGGACAUCAUCUAGCAUUAAAGUGCUCGAAAAGACAAAUCCAACGAAUCCAAACUCGAUGAGUUUCCGCCGUUUCGUUUAGGAGUUCCUAUGGCUACCUUCUGACUCCAUCAUUAGGACCCUGGACAUUAUCUAGCACUUAAAGAUCUCGAAAAGACAUCCAAUGAACCCAAACUCGAUAUGAUUCCGCCGUUUCGUUUAGGAGUUCUUUUGGCCACCUUCCAGUCCCAUCAUCAGACCAGCUGGUACCACAAUAUUGUAUUGUCAUUUCUAAUCUACAUAUAAUUGCCAAGUUUCAUGAUCAUACAAGACUUAGAAGUGCGUGUAAUUCAGAUUCUAAGAUUCCAUUACAUAGUUAGUUACGUACACGACGACCUAAUAAGAGCGUGUUAAAAACGAAAAAUGGACAGUUACAUUAUUUAAUUACGUAUAAAAAGAAAUUUCUGCCAUCUUACAUAUCAUUAAAACGACAUUUCACGACGAAAAAAAUAAAAUAAAAUAAAGGUGCAGUUGCCAAGAAUAUUGCCGAGAAAGUUCCCGAGAAUAUUCUCGGGAACACUGAGAAUAUAGCCUUUCACUGCAAAUAGAGUGUAUUGUUUAAUAUACACUUAUCUGUUGACUUCAUUUAAUACUAUUUUACUUAAGAAAGUUUGUUUAUUUCCAUUUGAUAAACAUGAUUCUCAACCUUUCUCACUUAGGAGAACGCUCCCGGGAACGCUCCCGAGAAUAUUCUCAGUUGAAAGAGCGUUCUCGGGAACGGCACAUCAAUAAUUACGGGUAGAUCAGAGGUCAAGCUGCCUCCCAUGGCAAUUUGAUUCACCCAUUCUGGGACACCCUGUAUUUAUAGAAAAUGUGAUUUUGUAAUUUAAAAAUGGGUACACUCGUCAUUUGUUUUUGUAUCGUAUCGUACGUGAUACACAUCGCCUUGCAUACACAUCCAUCGUUUCAUCCCGAAAAAUAGUGCUGAUGCUUAAUCUAUUUGUAAUUUUUUUCACCCUGUGUCUACAAAUUAAUGCAUAACUUGUAAAUUAGCUGAUUGACUAAAAGAUUCAAAAUGCUUUCCUAAACGCCUUAACUUUUAAAGUACAAUAAAAAUAUUUUAUAUCCCUCUGACAGGGCAAAAACGAUUAUUAAAAACUAUUAUACCUUUUUGUAGAAACAGAAAAAUCUUUUGUUGACUUGACCUGACUUACUUUUUGGGUUAAAAGAUUCAAAAUCCCUUUUCUACUAUUUAUCGUAUCAAUAUUGACUUAACUUUGUAAUCUUUAGUUACCAAUCCAAUGUGUGUAGUGGUGAACGACCAACCGCGACAAUACAAAUAAAAAAAACAUUAGGUGGACUUGGAUUUGUGAAUCAUAUUCUGACCAAUCAAAUCGGCAACCAUACACAAUCUGAAUACACAUAUGUACUUAUUUUAUUCAAUAAAACACAAAUUUAAAUUAGAAAAUCAGGAAUAUGCCCCAAAAAUCCAUUUGAAACUUAAUUAAUAAUACAGGGUGGCCCAGAAGAAAAUUCACUUUUGAAAAUUCAAGGAAACGAAAACUGUACAUUUUUUGUAGAACUUUAACUAUUGCAAUUUAAAGGAAAUUUAGUGCAAUUUAUUUUAAAAUUUACUUUUAAUUUUAUAAUUUUUAUCGUACAUGUGAUUCCCUUGACGUUUACAACAUUCGGUCAACAUACAUCAACAUUUUGGAAAACUUUCGUUAGAGUUACCUCGAAAUGGAUUCAGGAUGGAUGAAUGCUGCAGAGUUUUUGGAUUAUUAGAGUAUACUCUGCUCAUAAGGUAACCCCACAAAAAGAAGUCUGCUGGAAUGAGAUUAGCGCUUCUUAGAGGCAGUGAGAUUUCACCCCUGCUUAAUUGGUUUGUUGCAUUGAAAGGAUGAUUAAUUUUUGAGAGCGCUAUGCUGGUAGGCUGAAAAGCUUUUUGAUUUCAAAGCUGCAAGAUUCGCAUGGGGCUACGUGUCACACUUCAAAUGAGAGCAUUUAGAUGGUAAGAGACAUGUUCCCACAAAAAAAUAAUUUCAGGCAGGGGUGACAUCUCCUGGCCACCAGGAAGCCCUGAUCUCACUCCAGAAAAUUCUUUUUUGUGGUGUUAUAUUAAGAAUAGAAUAUACUUUUAUAAUCCAACAACCAGCAAGUGAAGCAACUGAAGCUGAGCAUUCGGCAAAAAAAAAUAGGUUUCGAGGUAAUUCUAACGAACGCAUUUCAAGAUUUUGAUGUAUGUUGAUCGAAUGUUGUAAACGUCAAGGAAAUCUCCUGGGCGAUGUAAUUUAAAAAAGGUAAAUUCAAAAAUAAAUUGCUUUAAAUUGCAAUAGUUAAAGUUCUAUAAAAUGUACAGUUUUCGUUUCCUUGAAUUUUCAAAAGUGAAUUUUCUUCUGGGCCACCCUGUAUUUCAUACAUGCCUACUUACUGGCUAUUCUAAAAAGUGUUAUUCUGUUGGGUUUUUUUUUCAAUUAAUAUUAUUUGAUGACUAUAAUGAAAAAUGUAUAAUAAUGGUACGAUUUUUUUGUUUUGCCAUAACUAUAAUAGAAUCAAACAAUACUUCUAGAAUUAGGGGAAACUGCUUUUGUACAUUAAUAGAUAAUAUAAUAUGUUUUAACAACAGACUGUUGAAAGUUCAUAUGUACUUGUAUAGUAAAAAAAUAGAAAUCUAUUGAAUUGUUAUCAUUGUUUAUCAAUAAUGUUGAUUAUAAUAAAUUUAUUGUGUGUUUCCUCAUAUGGAUGUGGGUAUGAAACUUGGGAGACAGAUUGUCUAUUUUUAUCAAAGAAUAUUUUUGUGAAUAUGCAAUGUGGUAUUAUUUAUUGAAUGGGUAGAUAAAUGUAAAAUGUAUGCAAUGAUACAAUAGCCUGUGUAUAUUGUUAGAAAAGAAAAAGGUAAAAGAAUGAGUUGUACAAAUUUCAAGACUGUAAAUAUGGAAACAAAGAAGUCAUACUUAGCUGUUAUGCAAUCAGUGGUAUCCUAAAGGUGUCUAUAUAUAGAAUAUAUGUAGCGAGAUUCUAGACGAUAAUACGCCUAGGUACCUACCUAGCUUACGUAUUAAGACAAAAUAAUGUUGAACAGAUUUAUUGUAGGUACCUGAUUGUCUGUCCAAGAAUAAUAUAAUAAAACCAUGUUACUGAAAUUCAUUUUAAAUUCUUUGAACACCGAAUCACAGGGCAAAUAAUUAACCAGUCAAAUAUUACCAGUCAUUUGCAUCACUUGAAUUUACUAGGUAUGUACUUACCUACCAUAAUAGGUAGUAUACCUAUAAGUACGAGCAUACCUAUUACAUUAGUCAUCAUUUGUAAUAUCAAAGUAAGCUUGUCUAUAAGAAUCAUAAUUAUGUCCUAGAUGCAUUUGUAAAGUAAAAGGUACUUCGCACAUUUUCUGAUUAUCGGAAUGCCAGCAUCUUGCUACGAAGGAAGGAAAUGAAAUGUAAUUAUGCUUGUAUCCGAAAUUAUUAAAAAUGUCUGAACAACCUUAUACUUACAUGCAAGACGGUAAUCCUUUUUUUAGAUUAUGAUAAAAGCAUCCUUUCCACUGAAAAAAAGAAGAGUAGGUACAGAAUUUCUGCAGGGUGACUUGUAAAGGCUAAUAAAUAAUACACACAAUUAAAAGUCUCAAGAUUUCUCAAUAUAAAGUAUAUCAUAAUAUCUCAAAUGUUUGACUUUUACCUAGGCUUCGACAUAACUAAUGCUGCAAAUGAACCGUAUAGAAGGUUCACUCAUUACAAGUCACCCUGUAUAUUCAGGUUAGACAUAAAUGAUGGACUUGAUUUUGUUUUUAUUGUGUAUCUUAUUGUUUUGGCAAAUUUUUGUUGUUUAACUUAUUCACAUAGCCAUUUUAUUGUUUGGUUCUAAUUUAUAUGCAUGUCGAUUGUCGGUAUUUAAUAAGAUUUUAAGUGUGUUUUACAUAAGCGAAAUAACGUUUCUAUUUACAAUUUUACAUAGUUUUCGAGCCUGUAACUUACAAAAGUCAAUUUCAGUGUAAAGUAGCUUAAGUUCUACCUAUAAUAAGUACUAAUGUCUCAGCAGGACAGUCUUAUUGUAUUUAGAAGAAAGGGAGGUAGGCAUUUUGGAAACCUCUUUAAAAGAGACAUCCAUUUACAAAAUUUUAUGUGCCUGGCGUUUAAAUAAUGAAUUAUUUAUAUACACAAAAUAUAUUAAUUAAUGAUUAAUCGCUACGCGAUAGUACUACUACGACACGAAAGCUAAAGAUGUGUUGCCAACCUACCUUCUUAGUACUUAUUACCUACACUUUUUCCUCACAUUCGCUUGAUUAGAUGGAUUUAUAUUUCCAUAGUUAAAGUUUUCUGCCUACCUAUACCUUGUUACCAGUUUAACUAAAGCGCUAGCCUCCAUACAUCUUGAAUGCAAACCAAAUCUUGAUACAUGAAGAACCUAAAGUGACUUAAUUAUUGUACGUUGGUCAAUAAUGUGACAUUCAUGUUUACUGUUAUUUUUCAAUAGAAUCAUGUUUGGGGAUCUUUUAUAUUGUUUUAUUUUCAUAAUACUUUCCUGUAAAUACUUGUUUGGGUUUCGCGGUGUUAUUAGUGUUCGUUCGGACUUCGUACUCUACAGGGUGUUAGGUAAAUGGGUAUAUGAGCCGACACUAGCCCAUGUUAACAUGGGCAUAUAAAUGGUAUGGUGAAGUCAGAAAUUUGAUAUCAUCAUUUUAUUUUUUUUAAUUUUCAUACAAAAUAAAUUUUAUAAAAUCCGAUUUGUAUGAAAAUUAAAAUAAAUAAAAUGAAGAUAUCAAUUUUCUGACUUCACCAUACUAUUUAUAUGCCCAUACUAACAUGGGCUAGUGUCGGCUCAUAUACCCAUUUACCUAACACCCUGUAUAGUCCUCAUUCAUGUAAUUAAUAUUAGUUAGGUAGUAAGUGAUAAAGAUGUAAAGAUGUAGGUUGCGCAAAACCGCACUGUUGCAACUGGAUGUUUCAAAUGAAGAAAAUGUGUGUUAACCCUUUUCUUCUCAUUUCCGAUCCAGAAUUUUGAUUCUAUUGAAAAAAGAAGAUAAAAUUAUUCUUCUCGGUAAUAAAUCGGUGCAAAAGACAAUAAUUCUUAAUCAGUACAAGUACUUAUGUAAAUCGGAUAAACAUGUUCUGUUUGAAAACCGCAAAGCCUAGCUUAUCAUCUAAUUACUAUGUAACAAAUGAAACCAAUAUUAAGCUUUCAAAUAAAUAUAUUUUUAAAGCUCGUUAAUAUAAUGAUUAUACUUUUCACCAAUAUAAAGGUACAAAUUCAUGUGCAACAUAAGUCGCUAGAUAGUCACCUCGUAGUCGAGAAGGAUUAAGUCUUGAGGUGCUCCGCGUCAUGGCUCUUGCAUGGUUCACAUUACGCCCGGUGGAUAGCAAAAGUGACUGUGAAGGAGUUGAUUGUAAAUUAGUAAUAGUCGUCUAUUUAUUGUCUGAGUGUGUUGUAUUUAUGUGGCGUAAUAUUGUAAAUACCACUUAGAGUGAAAUUAUUGUGGUCAUGUAUGUACUAUUUCACAUAACUAACUUACUAAGUGCAGUAAACUACAAGGCACAGCGGGGAUCAUCCAACUCGGAUAACUUUCGUCCAUGCCAUAUUAAUUUGUGAAAUUUCCUCGCCACUAAAUUCUUUAUAAUGUAAUUUGUUAUGUUAGCUAACACCAUCAUCACAGCAUGGUUGCGUGAGAUCCCAGGAUACGCCGUGCUUAGUAGUCAGUUGUCAAAAGCAAUAAAAGAAAAAUUAUACCAACCAAAUUGAGAACCUCCUCCUUUUGUUGAAGUUGGUUAAUAAAUUAUCUCAAUCCGCCACGUGACGUCACAGUUUGUUAUUAUAGUCUGGUCGCCGAGCACGUAGAAUUAUGUCCAAUGACCCCAAGCUACCCAUCCUUAACUGCUGCCGCCGUUGCAGUCGCGACAGCAAUAUAAUUACGCGCGAGCGAUAAGGAUAGGUAGCUUGGGGUCAUUGGACAAAAUUCUACGUGCUCGGCGACCAGACUUUAUUAACAGGUACCACUUGCUACUACUGAUUCCGCGCCAAAGGAUUCUGCUUCCUGCACAACCAUGCGGUGUUCUGGUGACAGACGUUAAUGAAGCGUAUCUUUUUAUUUCGAUUUAUUACAUGUUUAAAAGACAAGGUGCGCUCACUUGUUGUGACACUGAAUGAUUUAUAGGCCAUGACGCUGUAAAGCACGGUUUGAAUUUUAUGAGUGGAAAACGUUUAAUUAAGCGUGUUAUGUAAUUACGAUUUUAUGCACUUGUAAUAUUAAUGAUUAAUGCACAUCCUCGUCAUUUCUGCUCCGUGAUAUUAAAAUUACUAAAUACCAAGUGCUGGCAGAUUUUGUUAUUUAUACAUACCUAAACGAUUGUACAUUUUAAUUUGAGUGUGGAUAAUGAAUACUUAUUGACAUGAAAUAAAAUUUAUUUAGCGUUGCAA
Ostrinia nubilalis (European corn borer) is the source of this 11545-nucleotide messenger RNA. Its product is annotated as TAR DNA-binding protein 43-like. Gene Ontology annotation, biological process: regulation of gene expression. Lineage: Eukaryota; Metazoa; Arthropoda; Insecta; Lepidoptera; Crambidae. The coding region runs from base 162 to 1394 and encodes 410 amino acids. The record is from RefSeq and is a predicted model, not a curated record. Gene Ontology annotation, molecular function: RNA binding. Gene Ontology annotation, cellular component: nucleoplasm; chromatin. The transcript is spliced from 2 exons.